CACGCAUGAGUACAUACCGUUCUAAAAUGUGCCGUUGUCUUAAUCAAACCUGGAGUUACGGUACCAGAAGCCUAUUGUCGCCCCUUUCACAGUGCUAGUAUUCUCCCCCUGUUCCUAUAGGAUCCGCCCACCAUGGCGGAUGAGUUCAACCUGGAGGAUGACUAUGGAAUGGAUGUGGAUGAUCUCUUUGGCGACUCCGAAUCUGUCAACCUCGGAAGUCAACUUGGGGGUCAGAUCACCGGAAAUUUGGAUGGUCAUGAAUUGAAUGGCCAACUGGGCAAUCAGUUGAACGGACAGCUGCCAGUUCCGAUGCCCCCUCGUCCGCUGUUAAAAUAUCUGCCAGAACGUCUGGCGGACUUACAUGCAGCAGGUUGCAAACAGAACAUCUCUUGGUCGAGAUUCGGCCUUUUGGCCGCCAUCUCCUCAGACAACAAGUCGGUAGAAUUGUAUAACUUCUCCCGGGAUCCACAAGAUGGCGAAUGGAAGCUUUCGCAGAAGAUUCCUUUCCGAAUCCCACCGUUGCCCGAAGGUAGCUAUUUCUCCCACGUCGCUUGGAGUUACUUAGGAAACGACCUUGCUUUGGCGGACUCGGUUGGUCAUGUUCAUGUAUUCAGCAUGGGAAAUUCCCUUGGACGACUUCAGCCCUUGCAUUCGACCUCGAGAGGCCAUUUCGGCGAUGUCACUUCCAUCGUGGGCCUGCACUGGCUCCCCGUGUUUCCUCAGAACCAAAAGAACCAUGUAUUUUGGAAAGGUAGCAGAAAUCAGGGCGAGUGGAACUACCAACUGUCCAAUCACUUGUUCCCCGGUCCCCAUAACCCUUGUGAGGGCCGCUCUGCUGUAUUGGUACUUCACAAGUCCUCCCAGCUCCGCCUGUUAUUUCAAGUCCAAGACGGGCGAUGGUUAGAGACUACUACUAUGCUCCCUGACUCAACCCAAUCAUCCGAGUCGUUGCUGUCGCAUGCAGCUUUCGCGCCGGAGAACCUACCGGACAAUGAUCCCACGCUGUUGAUGGCCACGUAUAACAUGUCCUGUAGUCUAAAAGUGUGCCGCAUUCGAAUUGAGUGGCAGCCUCAAACGGCCGCGAAUCCAGGACAAGGCAAUGGGGAAGGGCCUACCCUCAACAUGCCUGCCAUCAAACUCUCGCCUGUAACAUCUGAAUCCGACUGCUUUCCCCCGUCGAGUCUAACGAGUGAGGGAGACGGGCUAUCAAUCGAACCAAGACCUUACAUUCCUACCCUCACACAUCUCGAAUUCCUUCCUUCGGAGCCAGAGCGGGUGCAUGCGGACAAAACGUAUCCUACCGUCCUUGGCGUAUUUCAUGAGUUUUCCGCACCCUCGUCUGCGGAUGCUCUUCUGGGUGAUACGUCUCGUCCAUAUUUCUGCCAUGCUACGGCUUGCGCUUGGGAAUUAAAAGCAGCACCUCCCGCAAAGCUGUCCGAAGCAUUCGACUCGCUGUCCGGGAAGAAACGACCCCUCUCAACCUACUUCCCUCAAGGACAGCAGUGGCGACUACACCAGAAACCGGCUUGGUCUUCAAAUGUCGCCGUAAUCAGUAUUGUCUCUCUACGCUUCAAUACGGUUCUGGCCGUCGCAUAUGCGGAUGGGAGUAUUGAGUUCCGAGAUCGUUCAACCAUGUCUACCAUCGUUACAGAACAGGACCCGGCAGAGAUCUAUACGCUUAUGCAAGGUGGCUUUGCCUUCCUAAAUGCCCCCCCUUCUCUACACAUCGCGUUUUCGCCAAAUUACUGUAUCGCAGCCGUCCUUCACGAUGACGACGAAAAGACCGAUAAAGGGUCUAGGAUUACGAUCCGGAAAAUGGAAUAUCUUAUGGGCGACUUAGCGCACCCAUCAGAAGGCAUGGCGACUGCUCCUGGAUCAGGAAUGGUCUCAAAUGCUGCGGUGGCAUUAGCUCUGCAUCAUUCGUGCGCUUGCGGGCAAUUGUGCACGACGGACGAUAUUUUCGCGAUGCUCGGAUCGAACGCUCAUGUCUCUGUCAUCAAUGAGUUCUUUCAGCAAGCCAUACGAGCCAUGAAUCUGAACCUAGAUUACAGCACGGAAGAAGCGCAAAAGAACGCUUACCAGCUGUUCAGGGUACCUGCACUCUACAAAACGUUGAGUGCACAAGCGGGAAUGGGAACGGUGAAACACGGGUUCAGAAACGUCAGCGGAAAACUGGCGUGGAUCACCUUGAACCUGAAAUUGAUAGCUACGAGUUUGACGAUGAGUAUACGCCACAACGAACCGCUCAAGCUAGAUCUCGCCAUUUCCCUCAUCGGGCAUGUCAAGUAUAGCCUUGAUUUCCUUGUCUACGUCCUUCAAGACCUCUAUGACCUCGCUCGCGAGCUGUUAGGUCAUGAGCAGAACCUCGUACGCAUUCAAUCCAAGGUCGACGAUGCCAAUUCCCCGGUGCUAGCCGUCAUGCUCGCCUCGGUUCCUCGCCUCCUUAUCCGAACUUGCGUUCGCAGUUUGAAGAACGCGUACAUCCAUUCCAUCAACUGCAUGAAAGCUGCGACCACCCCGGACCAAAAAGCCGACUGGCACCGCGUCUCCGCACCAUUUCGUGAUACACCUCUUCUAGCCUUGCUACAGCAACAGCAUCUGGACAACUUCCUGAAAGAACUCGACGCAAGCAUCAAGCAGUGUUACGCCGCCGCUCGCGAGCCGGGGAAAAAUGGGCCAAUCUCUGCCGACGGGCGCUCAAAGAUCGAGCGGGAGCUGUUCAUCACCGGGAAAAUCCCGCCGCUACUCGGACCAGCGGUCGUCCGCAUCUUCCAGGUUUCACUGCCGAAUAUGAGCAAGCAUCUCGACCCGUACCGAAUCUACGCGCACGAUGUAAGCUGGCUCGGCCUUACCGAUGACGGACCUUCACGACGCUUCCUCCCCGCUUCAUACGAUCUUUCCAUCCAGCACAAGCGAUCCGCGCCAAAUGAUGGCGCGGAGCCUAUCCAAGCCACCGCUGGCGCCCCUGCCAGCGGAAAACAGCCUGCCAACAUGGCAGGUUCUACAAAUGCGAACAACGCGCCCGGUAGCGCCGCCGCAACUACCGUUCCACCUGAUCAGCCGCCAAUUCUGCGUGCAACGAUGGUACGAGCACCGACCGGAUCAUCGGCCAGCGGUGGACGUCCGGUACCGAUGAUCGAUGUAAUCCGUAAAACGCCCCUGCGCGAAGGGGCAGCGAUCCGGCGGUGCACGCGAUGCGGCAGCGUUAGCGAAGAGUUGGCGUGGGGCCCGGGGAUGCAGCCGUGGAUGGCGCAGAACUAUAAGGCGUGCGUGUGCUCAUGUAGCUGGGCGUGUGUUUAACGAGUGAGGGAGAGAGGAAGAGAGGAUGUGAUGUGUGUCCGGAGAGUCGAGGGGAAAUACCAAGGUCGUUAAAACCAGAUCCGAACUUCUUCUCAAAUCAUCCAAUUUUUGUUUGGAAAAGAUCUCAAUACCAAAAUCCAUUCAGACUCCAGACAUCCCGUCCUCAAUGCAAUCAAACAGGUACGGCACCUUCCAUAAAUAUCGGUAUUGAAUAAUGUAGCACCUGUAUCCCACGUGACUCCAGCCCCCUGUCACGUGCCCCUCUUUGUGACGUCGUUU
Molecule: messenger RNA, 3579 nt
Organism: Eremomyces bilateralis CBS 781.70
Lineage: Eukaryota; Fungi; Ascomycota; Dothideomycetes; Eremomycetales; Eremomycetaceae
Exons: 5
Coding region: 133-3300 (1055 amino acids)
Biological process (GO): positive regulation of DNA-templated transcription
Cellular component (GO): mediator complex
Molecular function (GO): protein binding
Source: RefSeq, a predicted model, not a curated record